UCACUUGUCAAAACAUUGAAAUUGAGGUUAUGUUAGCGGUCCUUUCAUGGAAAUUUCAUGAGAAUACUACAUGAUUUUCAGUUUUUAGGCAAUAAAAGAUGGCAUUCACUCUAUGGACCCUUUUUGAGGCAUCAUUACUUGUUCUAAAUGCUAUUUGUAUAUUACACGAAGAACGAUUUCUGGUGAAAAUUGGAUGGAGUUCUAAGAGCCCCGGAGUGCACGGAUUUGGAGAAAGACCUGGUGCCAAGGCCCAAAUAUUGAAUUUAAUACAUUCCAUAAGAACCGUUGCUAGAAUUCCGCUGAUUCUACUGAACAUACUGACAAUACUGUUCAAAUUGAUAUUAGGGUAACUAAACAUAAUUUUUUGUAAGUUAUUGUUCAUAUCAUGUUUAUAAAUAUUGUGUCAUUCGUUUAAAUAAAUAAUUUCAUAUUUA
Coccinella septempunctata (seven-spotted ladybird) is the source of this 434-nucleotide messenger RNA. Its product is annotated as immediate early response 3-interacting protein 1. The record is from RefSeq and is a predicted model, not a curated record. The transcript is spliced from 3 exons. Bases 99 to 350 code for a protein of 83 amino acids. Gene Ontology annotation, biological process: endoplasmic reticulum to Golgi vesicle-mediated transport. Gene Ontology annotation, cellular component: Golgi membrane; COPII-coated ER to Golgi transport vesicle; endoplasmic reticulum membrane. NCBI's taxonomy places the organism in Eukaryota, Metazoa, Arthropoda, Insecta, Coleoptera, Coccinellidae.